AUGAAGGGAAUCACUCUUCUUUCGCUUUUUGGUGCUGCUCUAGCUCAUCCGGCGGGCCUGUGGUGGGGUACCGAUCUCUGCUACACUAGCCCAGAGAAUACCGACAAUCAGUGCUCAGAGGCUCAGGAGAACGGCUUUGACUUGUCUGAGCUGUUAGACGAUGACGAUUGGGUCUUUGGAGGCAAUUGGGACUUUGGAGGCUUUCACUUUGCUGGCCUCGAGGCCAAGAAAGACUGUCAUGAGUCUGGCUACGGGAGCACUUGUCUUGGUGGAACGCUUUCUAGUGAUGAUGACUGGACAAUCAAGAUCUCUGCCGAGGAUGCUCCAUUCUCAAUCCGAAACUUCCAUCUGUCAACCUCCGAGGACACCGAUGUCUUGAUCAUCUACGAGAUGUCUGAUGGUACUUCCUGUCGUCAUGUCGCGUCGAGCUCGUCCGAUGGAAUUGAUGUCGGCAAUGACCAGUGUGGUGGUGCUGUCUCAGUCGAGUUCACACUUCCGGAAGACAGCAAGUUCGGGGAUUGUGAGCUAGAGAUCUAUUCAAUCGACUUUGACUGCUCUACUGGAACCAAGCAGCCUGAGCCUCCUGCGCAUUGGACCUCUCCGGUUACUCCUGAGGUGUCUACCAUCAGCCACUUUGAUCCUCCUCACACUCACUCGGAGCCCACCUCAAGUAUCUCCCUGUCCACCGCGCAUUGGACCCGGCCUGUCACACCUGAGGUGACUACCAUUAGCCACUUUGAUCCUCCUCACACUCACUCGGAGCCCACCUCAACUAUUUCCCUGCCUACCACGUAUUGGACCUCCUCUGUUACGCCCGAGGUUUCUACUAUUAGCUAUGACGACCCCCCUUACCCUCACUCGGAGCCUACCCCAACAAAUUCCCUGCCCACCGCGUAUUGGACUUCCACUGUUACGCCCGAGGUUUCUACUAUCAGCCAAUAUGACCCCCCCCACACUCACUCGGAGCCUACCACACCAGCUUCUCUGCCUGUCACACCGAAGGAUCCUAUCGUUAGCCAGUCUACCUGGCAGCUGACGACCUCAACAGUCUGGACUACACAGGAGUUCACUAUCACCAAAUGCGCACCCACUGUCACUAACUGCCCUGGCCAUUCGACUGUAUCGGUUACCUCUACAUAUCCCUUGUCAACCACGGUCUGCCCAAUCAGCCCCGUCGAUCCGGAGACCAGCACUGCAUCUCAGGUUGUUUACACAGACCCUCUGAUCACGGGGACUAUCCAGACCACGACCGCUACCGCCCCCAACCCACCCGCUGUCACUGUCCCCUGCCCCAACGUGGUACCCAAGUGCCUCAACACCUGGCUCUCCAUUCCCAAGUGCGACUCCAACAGCGAUGUCGGAUGCUUCUGCCCGUCCACUGAGUUCACAGACAAAGUCAGCUCGUGCAUUCGGGCCUGGAGCAGCUCUAAAGACGAAGAGGAUUCCGCCCUUGCUUACUUCGCCGGCAUUUGCGCCCCCUACGUCCCAAAGAACCCUGCUAUCGUCGACAUCGUUUCAACCUCCACGUCGACUUUCACUUCUUUGGUCUACGCCCACACCACCACCGCUGAUCCUGAAACCACACCUACUUCUGUCGAGGCUGUUGGCGUCACCUCAUCUGUUCCUCAGACUCCCUGUACCACCAUCAGCUGGGCCUCGCAUACCGCAACUGUUCCCCUGGUUGGAUUCAGCACGGUCACUUGCUCUUCCACAACCUCCGUGAAUUUGGUUGUGGUUUCUACUAUCGAUCCUCCUUAUAACACCGGUUAUCAGCACAUUGCGUCCUCGACGAUGGCAACUAGCUGCAAAACUCCCACCCCGCUUAAUACACCAGCUGCCCCUACUGCCACUUUCUCCAAGCCCAACGGUGUCGUCACACCAAACGAGCCCACGGCAUCCGAGCCAACCGAAACUCCCACUUACGGCAAUGCGGGAUCGAAAUUGCCUUUGUCUAGUUUCUGGGCUUUCGGUCUUGUGAUUUUGGCUCUUCUCUUCUAA
Molecule: messenger RNA, 1998 nt
Organism: Penicillium coprophilum
Lineage: Eukaryota; Fungi; Ascomycota; Eurotiomycetes; Eurotiales; Aspergillaceae
Product: CFEM domain-containing protein
Exons: 3
Coding region: 1-1998 (665 amino acids)
Source: RefSeq, a predicted model, not a curated record